Kluyveromyces marxianus DMKU3-1042 is the source of this 1281-nucleotide messenger RNA. RefSeq names its product Pfu1p (gene PFU1). Gene Ontology annotation, molecular function: protein binding. The transcript has a single exon. The coding region runs from base 1 to 1281 and encodes 426 amino acids. The record is from RefSeq and is a predicted model, not a curated record. Lineage: Eukaryota; Fungi; Ascomycota; Saccharomycetes; Saccharomycetales; Saccharomycetaceae.
AUGGCUAAUAAGAGAAGGCCUAAGAAAACCAAACCACCAUAUCGGAAGUAUGUUGGUGGGGUAGGUUUUACUCAUACACAAGGUUUUGGCGAUGGACAAAUAAAUAAUGAUACAUGCGUUGACGAGAAGUUCAAGCAGUUGACUUUGGAAGAAAACCAACUUUGUAACAAACAUACACUACAACAGUUUACGCUCCAAACUAUUACGAUAGACCCUAAAGAAUAUAGUGGUAUGAAACUCCCGUUGGAAGUGUUCAGCAUUAUUAUUUCAAUGAUGGAAGUCCAAGAUAUUAAAACUAAUGUUCUGUUAGUUUGUAGAGCUUGGUAUCUUAUGUGCAUUCCUAGAUUGUAUCAUACGCCAGUAUUGACUAGUCGCAAUUUUUCAAGGUUUGUUGAUACCGUUUUAGGAGACAGGAAGAGGAAAACAUGUGAGCACGUAUUACAUUUGGAUUUAUCACCAAUUAUACAAAGUGGUAAAAAUAGCUACGUUUCAAAGAUUCUUCGACGCUGCUCUAAAAAUUUGGUCUCAUUUACAGCGCCACAAACUAGUUUUGGAAUAGCACCUUUGAUCAGUCUAAAAUCCUGUCACCAUUUAAAAUACCUUGACCUAGGGCUUGUUUCUGAGACGGUCAAUUUGAAAGAAUUAUUCCUUGCUAUAAAGAAUUUCCAUGAAUUAACGCAUCUUUCAUUCCCUAGGAGCUCUAUUGAAUGUGAGGGAUAUCAAGAAUUUGAGUGGCCGCCAAACUUACAAUAUUUGAAGCUUAGUGGGGGAAUUAGUAACGAAUUUGUUCAAGAAACUGUUUUCCCGAACACUAUAAAGAUAUUAGAGUUCUCAUUCUGCCCACAAAUCAACGAACACUCGAUAUAUACAGUAUUGGCAAAGAUAGGUGAUAACUUAACGCAGUUAUAUUUCCAUUAUCCAAUGCCAGCACUAAAAGAUAAUUCAUUGGACUACGUAUUCCGGUACUGUUCUAACUUAAAAGUUUUACAAUUAAUGAUAGAUUACUGCACAAAAUGGGUCUUUAGUGAACAUUUUUUCACGCAGUUACCAUACCCAAGACCACUAAAAACAUUAAUUCUUGAGUGUAGUGGUCACCUGGGUCAAACUUUCAAAAUCCAUCCUGAUGAUCUCACAAUUGCUAUAUACGAAGGCAGACUUCCCUGUCUUAAAACUGUGCGAAUAUCAUCCCGCUUGGGAUGGGACUCUCAUAAUGAUGAUGUAAGUGAUUUGGUGUCAUGUUUUGAGGAUAAGAAUAGUGGUAGUAUAUAUAUAACGUAUUGA